AUGAAGAUAGCGGUCAUCGGCUGCUCUCACGGAGAGCUGGACAUCAUCUACUCGGACAUCGCGGCCAUCGAGCAGAGGGACGGCAUUGUGAUCGAUCUGGUGAUCAUAUGCGGCGACUUCCAGGCCGUCCGCAACGCCAAUGACUUGCAAUGUAUGGCAGUUCCCGUGAAAUACAGACGCCUUCAGACGUUUCACAAGUAUUAUCGCUCGGAAGUGAUGGCACCGAAGCUGACACUCUUCGUGGGCGGCAAUCACGAGGCGUCCAAUUAUAUGCAGACACUGGGCUUCGGCGGUUGGGUCGCUCACAACAUCUUCUAUAUGGGCUACGCCUCUGUGGUCACCUUCAGGGGUGUCCGCAUUGCAGGCAUUUCUGGCAUUCAUAAGAGGUUUGACUCGGAUUGUGGUCACUUCGAGAGACUUCCUUUCGAUGAGAACACCAAACGAAGUGUCUUUCAUAUGAGACAAUCGGAUGUCUAUAAACUGAUGCAAUUGAACGAUGAGAGUUCCGCUCAGACACAAGCCCUGGAUGUGAUGAUAUCGCACGACUGGCCCCUUAAUAUCCACAGCUGUGGUGACGUUCAGUAUCUUCUGCGCCGAAAGAAGUAUUUCUUACAAGAAGUACAGGAGAAUCGUUUGGGGAAUCCAUUACUCGAACCACUCGUAAGACAUCUGAAGCCAAGACAUUGGUUUUCAGCCCAUCUUCACGUCAAGUUUGAAGCGCUGGUCAAUCACACCGAAGACCUCUCAAUACAAACUCGAUUCUUAGCGCUCGACAAAGUGCUGCCAAACAGACAAUACCUGGAUAUCAUAGACAUUGAACCGACACUGCCUUCGAGUAGUGAUUGUCUUGAAUACGACGCCGAGUGGUUGGCUGUCCUCCAGUCGACCGACAAGUUGUUGAGUAUUGAGAAGAAGUGUUCAGUUCCUCAUGUGAUGUCUAAACUCCAUUCUGUCACUGAAAGUGAUAUCAAUCGAGUCAAAGAACUCUUUAAUAAUGACUUUAAAAUUCCGACAAACUUUGAAAUGUCGGAACCGGUUCUCAAAGACAGUGAUUGUGAUCCACAAAGACUAAAGAACUACACUAAUCCUCAAACCGUCGAGUUUUGCAAGCGUUUGGGUAUAACUGAUCCCAUGAGUGCCAUAAUCGAGUCAUUGAAGCCAUUGCCAAAUCCGGACCAAAUCUCCAUCAGUGAUGAUGAGGAAGACGAAGACGAAGCUCUUUAUGGCAAAAGCGAUGAAAACCCGAACAAACGACACAAACCUGAUGACAACAUCGAUGGCGGAGAUCUGUUCUUUGUGGACAAGGGAGGAGUCGAUGAACCAAAAGGUGAUUCUCGAGAUGCAACAAAAGCACAAAAUUCUAAACCAAAUGAAGACAUUAUACAAACAAAUGCGUCCACAAGUGGGAUGGCAUCUGAAAAUGCGGAGACACUAACCAAACGACAGAUCAAGAGAAGAGCAGAUAAAUUGAAACGACAGACAGAAUUGAGACAAUUGGAGAAAAUGGAUGCGAAUCAGAGGAAAGACACGAAAACCGAAAUGAGUAAACAGAUGAAGAAAAUUGUGGCUAAAAAGAGACACCAAUCCAGAAGAGAGAUGAUUAUCGACAGACUCGAGUGGAUUAAAGCGAAUCUACCGAUGAAAAGCCCCAACUCUGAGAUUGAUGUCAUCUCUUUAGACCAGUUGUCUAUAAAUACUGAAUCAACGCAUUAA
Molecule: messenger RNA, 1713 nt
Organism: Oppiella nova
Lineage: Eukaryota; Metazoa; Arthropoda; Arachnida; Sarcoptiformes; Oppiidae
Source: the annotation of a GenBank genome assembly